AUGCCAAAAUCAAAUAAAGAGGAAGCCAAAGGUCACAGUCGACUGGGAAGCAAAGGCAUUGAUAUAGACUCCAGUAGUUAUGCUAAUACCACUGAGCUAUUAAGUAUGAAGCAAGGUCAUGAAGGGUUCAUGACUGAGAUGAGUGAUCUUGGCGGCGAUGGGACUGUAAUCAACCUCAACCCUGCUGAAAAUGAUGAGCUGUUUAAUGGUGAGGAUUUCAAAGAUGAGAUUAUCUCUGCAUUCCAAGUUUUUGAUAAAGAAAAGAAAGGUUUAAUUUCAAAACAAAAACUAAAAAUAAUAAUAACUCAGCUUGGUAAAACUAUGAAGCCAGAGGAUGCUGAGUUCCUUGUAAACAGCCUGCAAGACGAAAUAGUAAUUAAGAAUGGGAUCCAAUUUAUCAACUACUACAACUUAUUUUGCCCUGAGAACAAUCCUAGGAAGUCUUUCUUUCCGUCAUAAUUCUUUUCAAUCUUCAGAAAU
This is a messenger RNA of Moneuplotes crassus, 480 nucleotides long. The record is from the annotation of a GenBank genome assembly. NCBI's taxonomy places the organism in Eukaryota, Ciliophora, Spirotrichea, Euplotida, Euplotidae.